This is a messenger RNA of Zymoseptoria tritici IPO323, 828 nucleotides long. RefSeq lists its product as uncharacterized. The transcript is spliced from 2 exons. Gene Ontology annotation, cellular component: EMC complex. Lineage: Eukaryota; Fungi; Ascomycota; Dothideomycetes; Mycosphaerellales; Mycosphaerellaceae. Gene Ontology annotation, molecular function: protein binding. Gene Ontology annotation, biological process: protein folding in endoplasmic reticulum. The record is from RefSeq and is a predicted model, not a curated record. The annotation marks the transcript as partial.
UCCACCUCCGAAACCCAAGAAAAAUGGCUCACCCUCGAAAACCUCCUCCUCGCCACCCUCCGCACAGGCGACAACACAACCGCCUACCUCUGCCUCGAAACCCUGCGCGACCGCUUCGGCGCCGAGAACGAACGGGUGACCGCCCUGCGAGGUCUGUACGCGGAAGCGAUGGCUUCUGACCAAAGCGAAUUGGACGAUGUUAUGACGCAUUAUGAGGAGAUUUUAAAAGAGGACCCGGCGACGUUUAGUAUACGGAAGAGGAGGGCGGCGUUGUUGAAGAGUAUGGGUAAAACGGCCGCGGCCGUGGAUGCGGUGGUGAAUUUGUUGGAUACGAGUCCGACGGAUGCGGAGGCGUGGGCGGAGGUGGGGGAAUUGUAUGCAAGGGCGGGGAUGUGGGAGCAGAGUAUCUUUGCGUGGGAGGAGGUGGUGUUGUUGUUGCCGAAUGCGUGGAAUGUGCAGGCGAAGUUGGGGGAGGUUUUAUUCGCGGCGGCGGGGAGGGGCAGGGAGGAUGCGGAGGGAGGGGUGAGGUUGUUGGCGGAGAGUAUGAGGAGGUUUGGAAGGAGUGUGGAGCUUUGUGAUGGUUAUUUGAGGGGGUUUUAUGGGUUGAAAGUGACAACGACGAAACUGAUGGAUGCUCUACCGACGGCGAAGAACUCAAGAACGGAGCCGGGAGAACUACCCUUACCGACACUCCAGUCUGUCACGAAGUUGAACGAGAUCGCCACGGCGAAGCUGGCUGAGAUCAUCCGGAGAAGUUCCUCAGGAGAGAAGGACUGGGACGGCUACAAUGCUGCAGAGAUCGCUGCGGCUCGCGCAUUAUUGGCAGAA